Molecule: messenger RNA, 375 nt
Organism: Emiliania huxleyi CCMP1516
Lineage: Eukaryota; Haptophyta; Isochrysidales; Noelaerhabdaceae
Exons: 1
Coding region: 1-375 (124 amino acids)
Source: RefSeq, a predicted model, not a curated record
AUGUUCGGCGGCCAUCCAGACACCGUCGCGAUCGGCAUCACCGGCGACAUCGCGCUCGCCGAGGUGGACGGCCCGGUGGUCGUGCUCUCGCUCUCGGGACGCUUCUGGCACAAGCGGGAGACGGUGCUCGCCAACGCCGGCGCGUUUCUGAGGCAGCGCUGGCCCGAGAUUUGCGACGUGAUCGUCGGCGACCCGGGCAGCCUGCGCGACGUCGUGCGCGACGACGAGACGGGCGACGUGCUCGAGGAUCGGCGGGCGCCCGACUGGAACGGCGACCGCGCCGCGCUCGAGUACCAGGGCAUCGACCCGGACCGAAGAGGGCCGUUCCCGGAGCGGACGGGCGGGUUCCGGGCGGGUGGCUCGAUGUUCUCGUAG